ACUCAGAGCAGGAAGCUCUGUCUGCCUGUCUACGUGCCUCUCACCUCGUACUACCUCUCAUCCAUCCUACAUCAACCGGCUCACAGGAUGCUGCGCAAACAGUUGUGAAGGAUUUCUCGGCAACAACAGGUAUUUGUGGGAUCAGAAAAAUGGUUGGAUUUUUCCAAAUGUUAAGGAAGAAAAAGGAGCUGAUCCCUCUGAUAGGGUUCAUGGCUCUUGCAGCAACAGGAGCUACCUCUGCGGCUAUUUACUUUCUACUGACUAAACCUGAUGUUAUUUUGAACAAGACCAGAAACCCAGAGCCAUGGGAGAGAGUGGAUCCAUCAAAACCACAAAAGCUCAUCACCAUCAAUCAGAAAUGGAAACCAGUGGAGGAGCUGGAGUUGGUGAAGAGCCUCUACAAGUAAAACAGAGCAGGCGUCUGUUGCAAAGAUCCACAGUCUGAGUACUCUCCUGCCCCCCAUCAGUCUAACAGAAUCCUUUCCGCACAAACUAGGACACUUCAACACUCAGUGUGCGGAAAUGCUUCUGCUCCACUGUUGGGGUUUCACUCACUCUGUAGAGGCCCAGCUCAUCGUCAUCCAUCCACAACAAUAUAACCUAUGAUCAAAGAUACUCCUGCUAUGUGUUCAGAGUUAAAAAAGGUUAUCUCGCUCUGUGUACUUGUGAUAACAGCUACAAAAUAUAUACACUUCUAGUGAACAAGUUGUGGUGUUUCAUUGGAUAGAGAAGUUGGUGGUCAUAGCCUCCAGAUGCUCUCCAGAUGUGAAUGUACAAUAGUGUCAAAAGACGAUGUAAAUUCAGAAAAUAAUGUCCUGUACAGUGUCAAUAAAUGACUAUUUAGACCAUG
This is a messenger RNA of Notolabrus celidotus (New Zealand spotty), 850 nucleotides long. It is a transcript of the gene coxfa4l3, whose product is annotated as chromosome 3 C15orf48 homolog. The coding region runs from base 150 to 407 and encodes 85 amino acids. Lineage: Eukaryota; Metazoa; Chordata; Actinopteri; Labriformes; Labridae. The record is from RefSeq and is a predicted model, not a curated record. The transcript has 5 exons.